Messenger RNA from Miscanthus lutarioriparius, 546 nucleotides. The record is from the annotation of a GenBank genome assembly. Lineage: Eukaryota; Viridiplantae; Streptophyta; Magnoliopsida; Poales; Poaceae.
AUGCCGGGGCCAGGGGCGCACCUGCUGUACGCUCUGACGGGCGGUGCGGUGCUGUCUCGGCUCGCCGGCCCGGACCGCCGCUUCGGGCCGCACCACUGCGCCGUCUACGCAGCGAACGCGUUCCUCGGCCCGGACCUCGGCUCCUUCGCCGAGUGGCUCUGCUCUUUCCUCCCCUCGGCCUCCGCCGCGGGGGACCUCGCUAUGGCCGCCGUGCACCACCCCUUCUACUACCCGCUCCUCCUCGGCCUCCCGCUCGCCUGGGCCUACGCCUGGCUCUCCCACCGGCUGCUUCGCGCCGGCGUCCUCGACUCCCCCUCCGGGGUACCAUUAAGAAAGAGGCAGUGUUUCUUGCUGAUCUCUGCCGGCUCGCUCUCUCACUUUUUCUUGGAUCACUUGUUUGAGGAGAAUGGACAUUCUACAAUGUACACUUGGAUAGUGAGCACUGGUUGGUGGAAAGGUCGUGCUCCUAUCAAUCCAGAUGCAGUGCUCGUCGUAGGACUUCUUUGCACUUGUCUCAUGGGGGGAUUUGUGUACAUCAACAGGUGA